Molecule: messenger RNA, 2526 nt
Organism: Phyllostomus discolor (pale spear-nosed bat)
Lineage: Eukaryota; Metazoa; Chordata; Mammalia; Chiroptera; Phyllostomidae
Gene: IL15RA
Product: interleukin 15 receptor subunit alpha
Biological process (GO): interleukin-15-mediated signaling pathway
Cellular component (GO): plasma membrane
Molecular function (GO): interleukin-15 receptor activity
Source: RefSeq, a predicted model, not a curated record
ACACGGCAACUUGAAUGGGUCUCCAGGGAAUACUGAGUGGAAAAAAGCCCACCUCUAAAGGUUACAAACUGUAUGAUUACAUUUAUGUAACAUUCUUCACAUGAUGAAAUUAUAGCAAUGGAGAAAAGAUCAGUGGUUGGGGGUGGGGAGAGUGGAGGUGGCUGUGAAUGAUUCUGCAAUAGGAACUCUCUGAAUCUUGGCAGUGUCACAGAUGUCUCUCUCUGUCUCAAUCUCCCUCUCGCUGUGUGUGUGUGUGUGUGUGUGUGUGUGCGAAAACUGCACAGAACUAAAUCCACAAAAAUGAAUGCAUAGAAAACUUACAAAAUUUGAAUAUAGCUAUGAUUUGCGUCAGUGUCAGUUUCCUGAGUGUGAUCUUGUACUGUAGUUUCCAGUAAACACGGCUCUACUUGGUUACCUCCCCUCGCCUUUCUCCAGCAGGUGUGAGCAGAUGGCAUGGGCUGCACUCCCAGGGCAGCUGCCCCAGUCGGCCUCACCACGGCUACCCCUCCGCUGUUACACACCAGUGAGGUCUGUUCCCUCACUGCGAUCGGAGGGACAGGUGAAGCACAGGGCCACUUGCCCGCCAGCCCAAGGCUCAAAAGUGCUGGGAAACUUGGAAAGGUGAAGUCGGAGCGACAGGCGGAGACAAGCUAAGGAAGGUCAAGAGGAGCAGGAGUCCAGUGUGGACGUCCACUGGCCGCGAUUCCUGGAAAGACCUUGCUUCCAAAAGGGUUUGCCCACUUCCUCUGCGUGGGGACAUGAGACCGAAUGUGCUUUUGGGGUCACGAGAAGCGAGGAGAGUAGGGGGGAGAAAUGCAGUCCUCCGCAGGUGACAGCCCGGGUCUCUGCUCUGAGCGGCCCUUGGUGCUCCAGGGACUUGGGGCGGCGGCACGGGCAUCAGCCGGGGCUUUUUCUAGAGGAGGGGGUGGGGAUGCUGAGUCACAGAUCUGCUGCUUCUCACCUCUCCCCAGCCCUCCGGGGGCUAAAGCAAAAGCGAAAGCGAAUCUACGCUAGGCGGCUAGUCCAGGGAGCUUCGCCGGUCACCUCCUCGGGGACCGUCGGGCUUCUGCACACGCUGGAGGCAAGGCGUCCCCGCCAGUGCGAGGAGAUGGUGGUCGAGGGUAAAGCCAUGGCCCGCCUGCGGCUCCGGCACUGCUGGCUCAGCGACCUCCCCACGCUGCUGCUGCUGCUGCUGCUCCGGCCGCCUGCGACGCUGGGUGCCACAUGCUCUACCCCCACAUAUGUUGAACAUGCAAACAUCCAGGUCAAAAGUUACAAUGAGAACUCCAGGGAGCGGUAUACUUGUAACUUUGGUUUCAAGCGUAAAGCUGGGACGUCCAGCCUAACUAAGUGCCUGCGUAACGAAGAUACAAACAUUACCCAGUGGACAAUUCCCAGUCUCAAGUGCAUCAAGCCAGCUUUCACUUUCAAGUCAGACACCACAACGGCCACAAAGCCAGGUACUACACCCCACUCCAGGCUGAUGACACCAAAUCCUCCUGCAGAAACCACAGAGGUCACUGGGAAUGAGCCCUCCCAAGACCAAUCUCAAACAACAGCAAAGGCCUUGGAACACACUGUCUCUGCCUCUCUGGAGAAGCCAGGUGCACAUGCAUACAAUUCCACAGCUGUCUCUGUGGCAGUAUCCAUACCUGUCCUUGUGAUUUGUGGAGUGUGUGUGGCAUUUCUUCUAGUACGUUACUGCAAAAAAUCAAGGCAAAAUUCCUGGACACCCAGCGUUCAAAUGGAAAAUAUGGAAGAUAGACCAAUGACUGGGGGAACCGACGGCAGAGAGGAGGACACAGAAAACCACCACAUAGCCUAGGAAACUCCAGGGGCCAGUGGGGCCAGCGGGGCCAGCGAGGGCUUGAGUGAAGGCACCAGUUUUGCUCUGGCCAGAGGGAACCUAGAAAAGACUCAAGAGGUUGGGUGCCAAGGAAAGCUGCUGGGAUGCUAAAAUGAUCGGGUAUUAUUUUAUCAACUGUGCCUACCCUAGACACUGCCUGGAUGAGUAGGUUCUCCAGUAGCACAAAAACCACAUGCCUGGCCCUGCUUAAGAUAUAGGGCCGAGUUACCAAAGUCCCAGCUUGAAGGCCUCAGGUCUUCCUAUCAGGGCUUUUAUUCAUUAUGAUAUUUACUCAGGAUAGCUUAUCAGCUUCACUAUUUCUUCUGUCCCUCCUCUUGGCUUGCACUUUACAAAGAAAAGAAAUAUACCUGAGGCUCUAAGUGAACUUAGUAGGCUCCUCUGGCAGGGAAAAAUCUAUAAGGAUGGCAUUAGGUUUUCAGCUCCUAAAACUUUCUCCUGUUAGGUGCUCUGCAUUUACUGAAAGGGAGGAAAGAGAUAUUGUGCCCAGUGAAUCCUCCUGAUUUAAGGAUUCAGGAAGAAAAUUGAACUCAGUGACAUUUUCCGUAUAUAUACAUUUAUAUUUAUAUUCCCUUAUCUAUUAUAUCUACAUAUUAUAUGACCUCUAUUUUGAAAUUGUACCUUGUAUAAAAAUAAAAUGUCUAUUUUCAAUUAAAAAUGUA